AUGGCUGAGAAGCGUGAACACCAAGAGUCCAUCCCCAUGACCGGGGAAAAGGUCGAGACCUCCCCCAUGGACCUGUUGACCGACCACGAGAAGGAACUCCUCGAGCUCGAAGCCCGUCUCAACGCCGAGCUCGAUGCCAAGUUGAUGGCCAAUCCCAACAAGAUGCCCAAGGCUUGUUACUUCAUCUUGCCCAACGAGUUUGGUGAGCGUUUCUGUUACUAUGGUGUCCAGCCCAACUUGAACAAGUACUUCCAGCUCAUCACUGGAAUGAAUCCCACCAGCGCCAAGGUCUACUCGACCGCGUUCACCAUGUUGGCCUACUUCUUCCCCUUGAUCGGUGCCGCCCUUUCUGACUCCUUCCUCGGAAAAUGGUGGACCAUCAUCUCCUUCUCGACUGUCUACUUGAUCGGUAUGAUCAUGGUCACCGUUUUCGCCAUCCCCAACUUGAUCGGACCUAUCGGCCAGGUCUCCAACCUCUUGACCUUCCUCCCCAUGCUUGUCAUUGCCAUCGGUACUGGUGGUAUCAAGCCCUGCGUUUCCUCCCACGGUGGUGAUCAGUACCUUCCCUCCCAAGAAGCCGGAAAGGAUCUGUUCUUCAAUAUCUUCUACGUCUCCAUCAACGUCGGUGCCCUCUUGACCCAGUUCAUCGUCCCUAAAAUGACCGAACUCCACUGCUAUGGCCAAGAUACCUGCUACGCCGGCGCUUUCUUGCUCCCGACCGUCGUCUUUGCCUGCGCCUUUGCCAUCUUCUGUGCCGGCCACAAGUUCUACCGUAUCGUCCCCCCACUGGGCGAGUUCUUGCCCCUCAAGGCUAUCCAGGCUUCCAUCCUUGCCGCUCGUCGUCACCGCGCCGCCAGCCCUCAGGAGCGUACUGCUAAGGGCCACUGGCUCAACUUUGCCGAGGCCGAGUACGGCGGUGUCUUCCUUGAGGAGGUCCGCGAUUUCGGUCUUGUCCUCGUCCCCGUUGUCAUUCCCUUCGCCUUCUGCUGGAUGUUGUACAACCAGAACUCGAACGAGUGGGCCAACCAGUACUACCUCAUGUCCGGUGCCAUCUUUGGCGGCAAGGACGAGACAUCCUCGUACGUCCAAGGAGCCAUGUUCGGCAACGUUAACACUAUCCUUAUUAUUCUCUGGGUUCCUUUCUUGGCCACCUUUGUCUACCCCUUCUGCACCAAGCGCGGGUGGAACUUUUCCCCCCAGCGCCGCAUGGGUCUUGGUUUCUUGGUCGUCGUGAUCUCCUUUGCUGUCUCUGCUGCCCUUGCCCCUUCCGUCGAGAAGGCUUAUCUCGACUCUGGCCGUCUCAUAAAGGAUGCUGCCAAGUACGACGGCAAGUACUGUGAGAAGUGCUACUCUGCCUGGUGGCAGUUACCUCAAUGGAUUCUUCUCUCCCUCGGCGAGGCCCUCUUCUCCCCCACCGGUGUCCAGUUCACCUACAUUGAAGCCGGUCGCCAGUUCCGCGCUGUUUCCACCUCCUUCUGGUUGUUGGCCACCUCGUUCGGUUCGAUCUUGAUCAUGAUCUUUGAGCCCGUCUUUGCUGGUCAUGACCUGUCGAGCGGUAACAAGGGCUGGGCUUACUCCGGUAUUGGUCUAUUCGGGUUCUUGUUGUACUGCGUGACCUCCUACUACUAUGUGCCCCGCAAGAUCCGUCCUUCGAUCAACGAGGCUGCUCGCUUGGCCAAGCAGGCCGAGUAUGCCAUUACCUCGUACUAA
Messenger RNA from Linnemannia hyalina, 1710 nucleotides. The record is from the annotation of a GenBank genome assembly. Lineage: Eukaryota; Fungi; Mortierellomycota; Mortierellomycetes; Mortierellales; Mortierellaceae.